CGCUCUCUCUCUCUCUCUCUCUCCUUCCUCUCUGCAACAGUUUCACCGUUCUCCCAAACCCCUAGAUUUUCUCAUACGAUCCUUCUCUUCUCGUCUCUUCAGCCUUUCUCUCUGCAAAUCACUUCUUUCCCUCUUGUCUCCAGAGCUCUAAUCCUGCGCUGCCUCUGCUUUCGAUCUCCGGACUCUAUUCAUCUGCCCCCCAUGGCUCAUGGAAAGUUCGAUCUCCCUGACGAUCUUCUCUCCUCCCGGCCCUCCGAUCACUCGUGGAUGCCCAAAGUGGAAGCUUCUGGAGGGAAUGAUGAGGAGAAGGUGCUCACGGCCUUCCUUGAUGAGUCAAAAGACUCGGUGGCUUCGGAGAACAGCAUACCUUUGUCCCCUCAAUGGCUAUACGCCAGACCAAGUGAAACUAAGGUGGAAGUGCGUGCUCCAACACCAGUGUCCCUUGCUAUCUCCACUGAUCUCAAUCAGAAAGAGGGUUGGCGCCCAGAUGGGUCUGAGGACAAGAAGGAUUGGAGGAAAAAUACUUCUGAAAGUGAAAGUGGCCGCCGUUGGCGAGAGGAAGAGCGAGAAACUGGCUUACUUGGUGGCCGCCGCAGGAAAACUGAGCGCCGCAUUGAUAACAUGUCAACUAAGGAGACGAUAGAGGGUAGAAUCUUGCCUAAUUCAGACAGAUGGCAUGAUGGUCGUACUUCUGGGCAUGAUAGUCGCACUUCUGGUCAUGAUGGUCGGACUUCUGGACAUGAUGGUCGUGCUUCUGGGUAUGAUAGUCGUACUUCUGGUCAUGAUGCACGACGCGACAACAAAUGGACGGUGAGAUGGGGACCAGAUGACAAGGAAAAGGAAACACGGAUGGACAAGCGAUCAGAUGCUGAUAAGGAAGAUGUUCGCAAUGACAAUCAAUCAGUGAGUGGCAAUCGCCCUGUUUCUGAGCGUGACUCUGAUUCACGUGAUAAAUGGAGGCCUCGCCAUAGGAUGGAAAGCCAUUCGGUUGGUUCAACUUCCUCUCGUGCUGCACCUGGUUUUUCACUUGAGAGAGGGCGGGGAGAUGGGGGGUCUAAUUUAGGAUUUACAAUUGGAAGAGGAAGGUCAAGUACUAUUGGGAGAUCAACUGGAUCCCCUGGAGUUCCACUCUUGAAUAAGAUUGAAAAUGUUCCUGGGAAACCAAGAUAUUCAACUCAUGCCUUUUGCUACCCUAGGGGUAAGCUUCUUGACAUAUAUAGGAGGCAGAAAUCUGAUCCAUCGUUCUCAGCUCUGCCUAAUGAUAUUGAAGAAUUGCAGCCUGUGACUCAACUUAGUGUUGUAGAACCAUUAGCUUUUGUUUCUCCGGAUGCUGAGGAGGAGACUACACUUGGUGACAUAUGGAAAGGAAAAAUCACAAGUAGCGGGGUUGUAAACAAUUCACAUAAGAAAGGGAAGAUAUCUGAAUGUAUUUUAGGAGAUGUAGACUCCAUAGAUGGAAAUCAGACUGGGUUGGAUUCUACUUCAGGAUCCGACAAUGUAGCAGCAACUCCAAAUGAAGAUAUUGCUAAUGCGACUCAUGAAGUUACAUAUGAUGAAGCAUGCCAAGAUGCUAGUGACAGGGGCAUUUGGAGUCAUCCUUCAAUGAGAGAUGUCCUAGAUGGACAAUUUAUCAGCCAUAAGGAAGAGGAAAAAAGGUCUGGUGCCGCUGUUUCUAUGUCCAACUAUGGUGGAUUGGCCCACACAGUAUCUACAGUAGCCUCCCAACAUGUGAUGGAGAUUGGUAGUGGAUACCCUGGUACUCAAUUAAAUGUUGGUGUGAGUGGGCGAGCAGAUUCUGAUCAUAUAAGGCCUCAUAACUUUGAUGAAAUUGAGUUUUCCAAUUCCUUUGAUGUCAGAUCCAAGCUUUCUGAUGAUCCUAGUUCUAUUUUCUUUAUUCCCUUCUCUGAGCAAAAUCCAAAUAAAAGUUCUGAUGUGAAAUCUGAGGAGUUGAGUUUGUUCUAUCUUGACCCUCAAGGGGUUAUGCAGGGGCCAUUUAUUGGGGCUGACAUAAUCUUGUGGUAUGAACAAGGUUUCUUUGGGUUGGACCUGCCUGUUCGGUUGGCGGAUGCCCCCGAGUCCCCAUUCUGUGAGCUGGGGGAGGUUAUGCCACAUUUGAAAGUUAGAGAGGGAAGUGUUGACUGUGCUGAUACAAAAUCUCUUUCAGGCCAGUCUGGUGCCUCGGGAGGAAUAAUGGAGACAAAUUUAUCUUCUAAGCAUCCAGCUCUUGAUAUGAAUGAGGCAUCCACAACCAAUGAGGUUCAUCGUUCUUUGGCUGAAUUACAUAGCCUCUCCAAUCAACAAAUUCCAUCUGGAAUUUCUGAGACUGAAUCACCAUUUCACUUACAUUCCAAGGGUCAAAGCUUUCAUGAUGUUGUGGCUCAGAAUGAAGAAAUUGUGUUUUCUGGAAGACCUGGAAACGACGGUUAUCAAUUUCCAAACUCUUCUGGUGUACUGCCUUUGGUGAAUUCUAUUAGCCAACCUUCUCUUUCGAAUGAGUCAACUGAUCGCAGUGUGCCUGUUCAGAAUGAAAAUAAGUUGCACCCUUUUGGAUUGUUGUGGUCUGAGCUGGAAGGUACAAAUAUGAAACCAGUUGAGGCCACAAAUUCGAAACAUGCCAAGUCAGUUAACAUGCCUUCAAGCAUGGUAAGGACUGCACCAGUAGUUGGGAAGGGGGAAGCAUCUCUCAAUGCAGAGACAUGGCUUGAUGUUUACAGAAGAAGUAUGCAUUCUGACCAGAGUGUAUACCAGGAUGCGAACGUUGCUCAUUCCCUGCCACAUAUAGAACAAGAGUCUAAUAGGUUUGAUUUGGCUGAUCAACUCAUGUCGCAUCAAUAUCAUCAGGCACUUCAACAGCGGAAUUUGUUGUCUCACUCUAAUGAAGCUACCUUAGAUCAUCAUAUGCAACAGCAGAGUCUUAUUCACCAGCAACAGCUGUUGGCUAAUAGAAGUACACCAGAUCUUGAUCAUUUCUUGAGCUUGCAGAUGCAACAGCAACAUCAACAGCAACAGCAACGGCAGCUGCAGUUACAGCACCAAUUACAGCAGCAGCAGUUGCAGCAGCAGCAAAAGCUUUUGCAUGAACAACAUCAUUCUCAAGUCCAGCAGGCGCUGAUUGAACAGUUGUUGCAUAGACAAAUGCAUGAUUCAGGCCUUGUGCAGUCACAUAUUGAUCCAAUUAGAGCCAAUAAUGCUCUUGAUCAGGUGAUCAUGGAGCAACGUCUUUUACAUGAGUUACAGCAACAGUCUCAUCAUCAACAUAGAUCUGUUGAUCCAUCUUUCGAGCAGCUUAUUAAAGCGAAGUUUGGUCACUUGCCACCACAAAAAGAACAACAAAGAGAUUUGUCUGAAUUAAUUUCUCGGGCUCAGCAUGGACACAUGCAACCAUUGGAUCAUCAAAUUCUCCAGCAGGAAAUGCUACAAUCGAGACAGUUGUCAGCAUUAAGGCAGAGAGCCAAUAUGGAGGACAAGAGACAUGUUGCUGGUCCUAUCUGGCAAGAGGAUGAGGCUGAUCAGCAGUUUUUCAGAGGACAUGCUGUCACACAACGUUUACCAUCUUCAGGGUUUGAAUCAUUCCAGCAUCAACAGAGGCAAACUCAUGUAGGGCCGCUGAAUCAUGUAGAGCGCAAUCUUUCAUUUCAAGAUCGGUUAAGACUAGGUCUUUAUGAGCCUGCUUCAGUUCCACUUGAAAGAUCAAUAUCCUAUCCUGAUGUAGCUCAGGGGAUGAAUCUGGAUGUUGUUAAUGCUAUGGCCCAUGCUCGUGCUUUAGAAUUACAAGAAUCCAGUGCACACAAUCCACCUGGUGGUCAACUGGGACAAUAUGCACCCAGUACCAUUCCACAGAAUCAUCAUCACUCUCUAGUCAGUAACCAAUUUCAUGUUUCACAUUUUGAUAGAACUGAAGGAAGCUGGUCUGAGGAAAAUGACCGACUUGGAAAUGAUUGGAUGGAGUCUCGCAUUCAACAACUGCAUAUCAAUGCUGAGCAACAGAAAAGGGAGUUGGAAGCUAAAAUGAUUUCUGAGGAUCCAACUUUAUGGAUGUCAGACGGGCUUAAUGAUGAGAAGUCAAAGCAGUUAUUGAUGGAACUCCUCAAUCAGAAAUCUGUUCAUCAACCUACAGAAUCCUUGGAUGUUGGAAGUGGACCAUCUUUCAAGAGAGCAUCAUCUGGCCUCUAUUCUGGAUCAGGCUCUCUUGAACAGUCGUUCAUUCUUCAUUCAGCAGGCAAGGAAAGAGGUUUGAACAACACAUCGUCAAUGGGGCCUUAUGGUUCUAAUUCUUAUGAACCACUGCAAGACGAGCAUCCUGGCAGCUUGACAAGCAAUGAGAAGGUCCCAUACAGGUCGGAUUCUGUCUCUGUUGUUAAGGGAGCAUCAAUUUUGGCUGGUCUUAAAGCCAAUGGUGCAGUUAACCACUCUAGUUCUACCAUGGCUGGUAACCUUUCUAUGAAUAAAGAUGUAUUGGAUGUGGAGGGCAGGGCUCGAGGAUUGAAAGGUGAGGGUUUGAUGAAAACUCAAGCUUUUCAAAUUCAAGAAAGCAUGCUUGAUCAAGUGGCAUCUACUGAUCGUGGGGAAUUUUCAAUAGAUACUCAUACCCUUAGUCGGCAUUCUUCUCUUGGUUCUGCUGGCCUUCACAAUGAAAAGAUUGCUAAUACGUUUCCAGAAGAGAUUGCUAAAGACCCGGUGCCCACUCACAAUAAAGAUAACACUUUGUUGAAACGCCCUCCUGUCUCACGCACUUCGGCAUCCCAGGAUGGAUUGUCUGUCCUGUUUUCCGAUCCAGUUGUUAGAGGGAAGAACUUGGACGGUGGAAGACUGGAGCCAACUGGUAUCUUGGUGAACCAAGAAAACAUGGCAGCUGUGAAGAAAGAGAUGCGUUUUCGGCGCUCUUCUUCUUGUAGCGACAGCGACGUGUCGGAGACUUCAUUUAUUGAUAUGCUGAAAAAGACAGCACUGCAAGAAGCCCAUCCGACAACAGGGGUAGUUUCAGAGCCAUCUGAUGGAAUGCAGGGAGGGGGGAAAGGUGGGAAAAAGAAAGGGAAGAAGGGGAGACAAAUAGACCCAGCCCUACUGGGUUUCAAAGUCACCAGCAACCGAAUUAUGAUGGGAGAAAUUCAACGCUUAGACGAUUAGGCAAAAUAGAUAGAACAGAAAUUGAUUGUUUUUUUUUUUUCCCUUUCUUGUUUGGUUCUUUCUCCAAUCAUUUUUGUUGAAUGUGCAGUUGUCUGUUUUGUUCUUUGUUUAACCCUCUUGUAAGUUGUUGUAUAGGUUUUCUAGAGGUCAGCGGUCAGCGGUCAGCUGCGUAAAACCAUUUGGCAGGUAUAUGUAUUCCAAUUCUUUUCUUUUCUCCCGCAGUUGUAAAUGAUCAAAUUUGAGUUGGUCAAUACCAAACCUUUGUACUGGAACUUGGAAGAGAGUUGAAAUAUUUUCAUUUUUU
Molecule: messenger RNA, 5431 nt
Organism: Cucurbita maxima (winter squash)
Lineage: Eukaryota; Viridiplantae; Streptophyta; Magnoliopsida; Cucurbitales; Cucurbitaceae
Exons: 14
Coding region: 202-5127 (1641 amino acids)
Molecular function (GO): protein binding
Source: RefSeq, a predicted model, not a curated record